AUGAAUAUGGUUCUGUAUGGAUGCCGUACCGUAGACAGUGGUGGACGCUGCCUGCAAGGUGAAGAAAUGGCAUCAAUACUAAGCAAUUCAAGGCAUCCACAAACUCUUGCUCUCUUCAAAUCCGCCAAGCACUUGGAGGAUUAUGCGUGUAUCGACAUCCUGCGACUGAAAAUGCUCAAUACAUAUAGUGCAUGUGGUGAUGAAAUUGUGGAUGAGGACCAGAAACUUGCAAACUCACAAAUCGACCCGGAAGGUGAACUGAUCGAGAAGGAAUGUAAAGUGGAAAAUUUUCCAAAACAAAAAAUAAGCACAUUUUUUGAGGAAUCUCGUAUGCUUACUGUUACAGCUUUAAUAGAUCCAUUUCUUGCAAGCGAGGACAUUUCGCACAUCAGCUGUUUAUUUCGUACGCCAUAUGAUGCCACAUGUGAUUGGAUCAGGCAUCAAACUUGUUAUAAAAGCCAGUUGCGGCAGCAUUUCCCGGAUGAUUAUACGAUACAGUCAAGAACCGAACUCCAGCUGAAAAAUGGAACAACUGUGGGCAUCGAUUGGUCAGGUACGCUGCUGUGGCAUAAUGGCGAUGAAUACAUUGUUUAUAAGUGCUUGGACGCCAAUGAAGACGGGACAUGCGAUCAGGUUCCAAUUCAUACUUCUAAACUCUUGUGUGACAGUUUCUUCUUACUGGUUACAAAAAAAGUUUGA
This is a messenger RNA of Gongylonema pulchrum, 699 nucleotides long. NCBI's taxonomy places the organism in Eukaryota, Metazoa, Nematoda, Chromadorea, Rhabditida, Gongylonematidae. The record is from the annotation of a GenBank genome assembly.